CGUAACAACAUCUCCCUCCUCCAUCCUAAUCUCCUCCAAAUAUACAAAGAAACAAACAAACUCAAGAUUUGAAAUACUCCAUAAAACUAAUAAUAAUAAUGUCAAACAUGACAGGUGAUGAAGGGAGCUUCUCUAACUCUUCAGGAGAAGUCCAACAGCAGGCAGAGAAGCAGUCCAACCCCACUGACACCAAUGGCUCCUCCGCCUCUCAGCCGCAGCAGAAACAGCCCCAGCAGCAGCCUUCAGCUAAGAAGAAGAGAAAUCUUCCAGGAACUCCAGAUCCGACGGCGGAAGUGGUGGCGCUGUCUCCGACGACGCUGAUGGCGACGAACCGGUUUGUGUGUGAAAUCUGCAACAAAGGGUUUCAAAGAGAUCAGAAUCUGCAGCUGCACAGAAGAGGCCACAAUCUGCCAUGGAAGCUGAGGCAGAGAACGACCACCGAGGUCAAGAAACGGGUCUACAUCUGCCCCGAACCCACCUGCGUCCACCACAACCCUGCCCGCGCCCUCGGCGAUCUCACCGGUAUCAAGAAGCACUACAGCCGCAAACAUGGGGAGAAGAAAUGGAAAUGUGACAAAUGCUCUAAGAAAUAUGCCGUUCAGUCCGAUUGGAAGGCUCAUCACAAGACUUGUGGCACUCGCGAGUAUAAGUGUGAUUGUGGAACUAUUUUCUCAAGGAGAGAUAGCUUCAUCACUCAUAGGGCCUUUUGUGAUGCACUGGCUGAGGAAAACAACAAGGUGAAUCAACAAGGCAUAUUGGGCCCAAAUUUAUCGGCCCAGCUUCCAGAUCUAAUGUCCACGAUGCCCAUAACCUCUAACACAAACACUUCAUUGGGAUUCCCCAACCCAUUAAAAUCACUCCCCCAAGAUCUCCUCCCAAUCCCAUUCAAGCCCAUCGCCGGCGCUACCAUGUUCUCCUCUGCUUCCGGCAACCUAUUCGGAAGCCCGCGAAGCAUGCCCUCGUCGUCAUCCGGGCUCCAGCUCAGCUCAAACUCCAACCAAACAGGCUACAACUACCACCAGGACAGUAAGCAUUUGGGCCAAAUCUUUGGAUCGGCCCAAAUGUCGGCCACCGCCUUGCUCCAAAAGGCGGCCCAAAUGGGAGCAACGGCUACCAACUCCCCAAUGAUGCAGAAGAACUUCGUCAGCACCAUGGCGGGCCCAGACCAUGUGUCUAACCUGCCCGGCCCCAGUGUGCAUGGGUACGAGAGCUUCCAUAACGAGCAAACGUUCUUGGCCAAGAUGAUGCACAAGGGCCCGCCAGAGCUCUUCGAGGGAGGGGGCGAUAUGGUGAUGUACGGCGGGAUGCUGAUGGAUCAGAAUAUUCCGGCGGCAGGAUUCUUGAAAAACAUGGUGGAAGGGAGUGGUGACGACAUGACCACGGUGGAUUUCUUGGGGGUGGGAGGAUCAAGGGGGCACAAUUUGGAGAUGAAUCAGCAACUGAUGCAGAAUAAUAAUUUCCAUCAUCAUCAUCAGCAGCAUGAAGAAUCAGAUGUGGAAAAGCCACUCUACAACACUUUCUGAAAUAAGUAGCUAAUUCAUAUUCAAGAAUUUGAGAUAUUGUUACUCAUGCUGGCUCCAAUCUACAUGCAUAUUGUUUUUUGUUAUAGUAAAAAACAAGAGAUCCCAACUUAAAAUUAAUGCAGUAGUGAGAUCUACCGUAUAUUAGGCAUUACAACUCAUGUAUUUUAUGCUAUUUUACCAAGUCUAGUUCAUAAGUUUUACUCACUUUUUUUAUAACAAACAUAUCCGUUUUUACUGGGA
Salvia splendens (bonfire salvia) is the source of this 1763-nucleotide messenger RNA. Its product is annotated as zinc finger protein GAI-ASSOCIATED FACTOR 1-like. Gene Ontology annotation, molecular function: DNA-binding transcription factor activity. The coding region runs from base 99 to 1523 and encodes 474 amino acids. NCBI's taxonomy places the organism in Eukaryota, Viridiplantae, Streptophyta, Magnoliopsida, Lamiales, Lamiaceae. Gene Ontology annotation, cellular component: nucleus. The transcript is spliced from 3 exons. The record is from RefSeq and is a predicted model, not a curated record.